AUGCGCCUCUCAAGCCAAACGGAGACAUUAUGUGUAUUCUUCCCUCACCGAGCAUCCCAUGGAACCUCCCCUCCCGUCCAGAAGCCUUCCCCCUUCGCCCCCUCCCUCAGCAACCGGACAUCAGCGCUCCCGACCCCUAUUCCCCUCCCCUCACCGACUUUUGCCCUGCACUCAGCACAGCACAGUAGCGGCACACUACGUGCAGGCAGGCGCCCCGAAUGGAGGGUCUCGCGUGGCAUCCCUCGCCAGCGCCGCGGCGCCGCACCGCACGGCCUGCGCAUCCAUUCCGGACUGGCCUCGCAGCGGCCGUGCACGCGCCGCGCAGUCAUGAUGGUGCACCCGACGAGCCAUCUGUUCCAUGGCGUUGGUAACUCCUGUAAGGGCUGCACCGUCCCUCCCGUUGCGCAACAGCGCCCUUAUGCGGCCAAACUGCGGGAGAACCCCUUGCUGGCCUUCGCCGGAUAGGGUAGUUUGCGAAACUUGGAGUGUGUGUGCCUGCUGGACGGGAGGGUGGUUGCUGUUUUGUUUGUUACCAAGGUAGGUUCACGCGAGUCGCG
This is a messenger RNA of Pseudogymnoascus destructans, 557 nucleotides long. RefSeq lists its product as uncharacterized. The transcript has 2 exons. NCBI's taxonomy places the organism in Eukaryota, Fungi, Ascomycota, Leotiomycetes, Thelebolales, Thelebolaceae. The record is from RefSeq and is a predicted model, not a curated record. Bases 1 to 465 code for a protein of 154 amino acids.